GGGGUGUCGACAGAGAGAGAGAACUCCAGCAGUCAGAUCUUGGCUGUGGUGAGGACACCCAGGAGAAGUGCAUUCCUGAGGCAGCAAGCAAGGAGAAGGCAGCAAGAUACAGCGGACAAGUCACGGCAUCCUUUAAAUCUCCCCGUGACCACGUCUCACUGCUUCUGACCUCCGUUGGACUCGCACGCUCCUCACACACACACACACACACACUCUCACACACGCGCUGCCUUGCACAGACACCAGCGGCACAACCGGCUCUGCCGCUCCGUCAGAAGUAAAGGAUUUCACCAAGUGAGAAAAAGAGACGGAGAGAAUACAAACUGAGGGAGGAAAUAAAGACACUGAAGAGAAGGAUAAGAUCCUCUCACUCGAGUCAGUGCUAUGCAGUGUUGAGUUGAGUCGACCCAAGCUGAAGUGAUCUGUUUUGAAGACCGUCUUGCCGUUCACCCCAUCCUGCCUGGUCCCAGAUGGAGCUCAAAGUGUGGGUGGACGGUGUGGUGCGGGUUGUGUGCGGCCUGUCGGAGGAGACGUCCUGCCAGGACGUGGUCAUUGCUCUGGCCCAGGCCAUCGGUCAAACAGGCCGUUAUGUUCUGAUCCAGCGUCUUAGAGACACAGAGAGGCAGCUGUUGGCCACAGAGAGGCCUCUGGAGUCCCUGGCGAAGUUAGGCCAACAUGGCAGCGAAGUUCAGUUCUUCCUGCGCCGUACGGGCCCAAGCAGCAGUGACGGACCCAGCUCCAAACAAGACAGACCAACUCCCCUCCCGGUGCCCAAGCAUCCUGAGCCAGAGCCUUCAAAACGCAGCCAGCCUAAGAAAGCACUCACCUUUAACCUGGGGCCAUCCACCUCUCCUAGAACCAAAGCCAAACAGUUUAAGAGGUCUCCUCGGGACUCUCCAGAGCAAAGAGCCUCUCCCUCUGCUUCUCCUAGCCCUUUACCCGCUCAUGUGCCAUCUCCCUCUCCCUCACCACCAAUUGGCCCCUCCAAAGAGGAGGUCUUUAGGAAGGUCCUUCAGCAACAAGAGAGACUAAGGGCUUUCGAGGCCCAGCUGGAAGCCCUCGAGAGGGAGUCACAUACCUGGGAGCGUCCCUACCCAUCUCCAUGUCCAUCGCCAGUCUCUGAUUCUCGCUUGCAAGAGGAGAUGGACGCUCUGGAGCUAGCAGUGCGGAGGAACCAGGCCGAGCUUGUCCACGAGCAGUACUGGGAGGAGGAGCUCCAGGCGGAGGUGGAGAAGGAACGAGGGAUGAGGAGGAAGCUUGGGGAGCUCCACGCCAAGCUAGACGACUGUGGGCGGCGGCUACAUGAGUUCUCUGUUCGCUCCGCUCAACUGGAGCAAGAAAUCCAGAGGGAAAGCCAGGCAGAAGGGAAAGCCAACAGACCAGAGGAGUCCCUCGAUGCUGUGAAGGCAGAGCUCCAGAGCCAGGAGAAUCACAGGACAGAUCUGGAGGAGCAGCUAUCUGAGACUGACAAGGCUCUGGGGAAGGCAGAGUCUCUGCUGCAGGCCAAGCAGGAGGAGCUGGAGGAGCUGAAUAAGGAGCUGAGGCAGUGUAACCUGCAGCAGUUUAUUCAACAGACAGGUGUCCUGCCAGCGCACACCCACUCACGCACAGAGCUUCAGGAGCAACUGGAGCAGCUAGAGCUGGCACACCUCCUGCAGGAGGGAUACAGUAAUGGAGGCCACAGUGUAACUCCAGUGGAAUCGCCGCCUCGCCCCACUGCCAAACAGUUCCUGGGACAUCCACGCAACCUGCAAAACCCUCUCGUGUCCAGUCUCAACCCCGAGGUCCUGACAUCCAGAGAGUCGUCAUGGAGAUAAAUCAUGGACCGCAGGGCCAAGGGAAACUUGUUCACUGUUCUGUCACCGUCACCUCCUAUUUAACCCCUUUCUUUGUCACUAUUUAAUCUACCAUGAUAUACAUACUGUAUAUACAUAAGACAAAUAUAUUUACAGAGUUUUGCUAUUGUAAACACUGCAAAGUAUCUGUAUGAAAUGUAAAAUAAUUUAGAAACCUUUUACCUAGAGCAAUUAUUACAAUUACUAUGUAUUUAAAUAUAAUAAAAAUGUGUAUUGUGUUUUAGA
This is a messenger RNA of Chelmon rostratus (copperband butterflyfish), 2081 nucleotides long. It is a transcript of the gene rassf7a, whose product is annotated as Ras association domain family member 7a. The record is from RefSeq and is a predicted model, not a curated record. The coding region runs from base 471 to 1817 and encodes 448 amino acids. Gene Ontology annotation, biological process: signal transduction. The transcript is spliced from 6 exons. NCBI's taxonomy places the organism in Eukaryota, Metazoa, Chordata, Actinopteri, Chaetodontiformes, Chaetodontidae.